UGAGCCAUUGGCCACAGAGACCAUAAAUAGCAUCCCCCCAGAAGCCUCCUCACUCAUAUCCUCUUUCAGGAAAUAUCUGGAGCGGUGCCUGCUUCUUCAGCCCUGAAGUCAUGGCCCAGUGUCUCCUGUGGAUGGGCCUUGCCUUGUUGGGGACCCUGCAGACCCAGGCCCAGGACUGCACCCCAAACCUGUACUCAUCCCCGCCAGUGAGCAAGAUCCCUCUGCAGCCUAACUUCCAGAACAAGCUGUUCCAGGGGAAAUGGUACGCCAUAGGAUUGGCAGGAAAUGAAAUUAAAAAAAAACACCGCCUGCUUAAGAUGUUCACCGCCACCUACAAGCUGAACAAAGACGACAGCUACAAUAUCAAAGCUAAACUGGUCUGGAAAAAGCGUUGUGAGCCCUGGGCCAGAACAUUUGUCCCAAGUCCCCAUCAAGGCCUAUAUACCUUGGGCAAUAUUGAGCGUUACACCGGAACCUUGAGCUUCACUUUCGGAGUGGUGGCCACAGACUACAAAAAGUAUGCCCUUGUGUUCUUCAAGAAAGUUCAUAAAAACCAGGAGUACUUCAUGAUCGUCCUCUAUGGGAGAACUAAGGAGCUGACUUCUGGGCCGAAAGAUCUCCUCAUUGCCUUCGCCAAAUCUAUGGGCCUCCAGGAUCACCACAUCGUCUUCACUAUCCCCAACGAUCAGUGCCAGGGAGACUGAGCAAGCAUGCAGUGCCCUUGACUCUCUCCAGCCAAUCCCCCUCACACCGACCUCUGUCACAGCACUGCCUAGCCAUGCUACGCAGCUGCCCCACCAGCCUGGACACCACUGGGAGAGCCAGAAGAUCCUUCUCCCUGCACAGCCCACCAGCUGCUCCCCAGGCUGCCCUGUUGAUGGAACACCUCCUUACUUGCUAAAUAAACUUGUCCUCCAGAC
Hyaena hyaena (striped hyena) is the source of this 920-nucleotide messenger RNA. RefSeq names its product neutrophil gelatinase-associated lipocalin-like. Gene Ontology annotation, molecular function: small molecule binding. The transcript has 7 exons. Lineage: Eukaryota; Metazoa; Chordata; Mammalia; Carnivora; Hyaenidae. The record is from RefSeq and is a predicted model, not a curated record. Bases 111 to 704 code for a protein of 197 amino acids.